Messenger RNA from Dreissena polymorpha, 2760 nucleotides. RefSeq lists its product as uncharacterized. Gene Ontology annotation, cellular component: mitochondrion. The transcript is spliced from 2 exons. The coding region runs from base 114 to 1703 and encodes 529 amino acids. The record is from RefSeq and is a predicted model, not a curated record. Lineage: Eukaryota; Metazoa; Mollusca; Bivalvia; Myida; Dreissenidae.
AUGCCCUACUUUAGGCUAGCACGGGGUGAAUGCAUGUGUAAUGAAUGUAAACAAACUGCGCUUGUUUAUUUUAGAUCAGUGGUCGUUGUGAGAAGCUCGCAUGAGGAAAGAAAAUGUAUUCCUUAACUAAAAUUGUUCCGCGAUUCAAUCGUCUGGUGGUAAGAGGUUUGUAUUCAGACGUACAGGCUUCCAAACAGAUACCCGAACUGCCGGCAUAUUUGUUCGGACAAACCAACAUUUCGGACAAAGGUGUUUCUACAGUCAUGGAACAAGAUCUAGUAAGUGUGGAAGGAUUUCAAGGCGAAAUAAGGGACCUUUCCGUACCCGAGGCUCGCCAUGUAUUGUCUCAAGCGACUGAAUAUGAGAUUCAAGGACCAAGUGUGCAAAUUGCACCGGAACAAGUUCAAUUAAACUACAGUAUUCCCAGUGAAAAAGAACAUCAACCAACAGUGAAAGCUCAUUCUGAUGUAUUCGAAGGCCUUGGGAGCCAUGUGAGUCUACAUGGACACAUGCAGAGCAAUGUACCAUACCCACAUGUACCGAGUGAUGUGUCUAGUGGCUACGGAAGCUUCCAAAACAUGCCUGGUGGCACGGCCAGACUUCUUGAUAAAUAUGUAUCAGCAGGGGCUCAAGCCUGUCACCCUUCCAGGCAAUUCUCAACAUCUUCCAAGAACUCAGUGAGUCAGCAGGGUUCACAGGAAAAACCAUUUGAAGCCACUGAAAUCCUUCAGGAUGUCUCCCCACAGGGCAUACAGGGGGAUAACUGUGUCAGCUUCAAGCUGUGGAUGGAGAACUGCCAGCGUUACCACCUUCCAAACUGUGACGAGCAGCUGGCAUCUCUCAAAUCAGGACGGAAGUCUCUGGCACAAGUCUUUAAGGAGCAACAGGACAUCAUAAGACUGGUUGCAGAGGACUAUAAACGCAAACAAGAAUCACAGUUUAAAAUGGCUGCUGAGACAAAUGCCCAGGGACAGCAGGACUAUUUUGGUUACGCUUUCUCGUUUUCUGCACAUGAUCCUUGCCCACAAGGUUUUCAAGGGGAUGACUGUGCCACGUACAAAGCCUGGGCCCAUAACUGCAAGGCAUUUGGUUUCGGGGACUGCGCACAAAAAGAUAAAGAUAUUCAGUCUGGUCGACGUACUUUGCAGGAGGUUUUUGAUGAGCAGGAAGAAUUGAUCAAGAAAAUUGUUGCCAAUUACACUACGAGCCAGGCUUUUAGUGAUGCCACAUCUGGAACCACAGGCCAGGUUGGUAAAAAUGCUGAAAUAAAGUCAUCCUCGAGGGAUUCAGAUAAAACUAAUGACGCAGUUGAUACACAUAGCAUUCCCCCCAAUAAUAAUCCUAAUUCCGAAAGUCCAAAUGAAAGGCCAUUGAGUAAUAAAGACAAGCUUAAGCGCGCUGUGAAGGAAUAUGGGGCCACAGUUGUGGUUUUCCAUAUUGGUAUUUCCCUUAUGUCCUUGGGAGGAUUCUAUAUGGCAGUAUCAAGCGGGCUUGAUGUGGUCGGCAUAUUGACGCGGUUAGGGGUCAGCGAGUCCAUCUUACAGUCGCGUAUAGCGGCCGGUUCGACGACGUUCGUGGUGGCGUACGCCGUUCACAAGGUGUUCGCGCCCGUUCGUAUCGCCACCACGCUCACCUGCACGCCGUUCAUCGUGCGAUACCUGCGCCGUGUCGGAGUACUCAAGCCGCCUAAAUCUUCCAAUUGAAAUACAAUUUUAUUAAACAGUGUUUAAAUUACCAGUAAAUAAUCAAACUCUUGGCAAGUGGCCCUCAGGGAGCUGAACGUUUGUACUCGUAAAAGCUCAAAGCAUUCAAGAAAAACUAUAAACAUUUUUAAUCGCAUGGUUGAACUCAUUUACUUUAUGAAAACCAAUAUUAUAUAUUAAGUAAAGUAGCAUAAAAGGCAAUUAUCAGCGAUAUUCAUUAUAACUUGCGUUUUCAGUAUUUUUUUUCACAUCCGUGGCAUAUUUCAUGUCAUUUACGACGAACUAUUGCUGAUUAAAAACUUAAAUUGUUAUAGUACAAAAUUAAUGCUGUAAGUUUUGUCCUAAGAAUAUUGUUUAGAUAGGAUACACACAUGUUUUGUGAAAACGUGUAUUCAGUAUUUCUAAAACUAAGUGCUAUGAAGUUAUUUAUAAAUAUAAUGCUCAUUAUUUGUUCAGGAUCGUAUAACUCAGUAAUGAAAUGAUUGUCACAAUGUUUUUUUACAAUUUUUAAUGUUUAUCAUGUCAGCAUUAAUACACGAAGAACAUUGGGAUUGCUUUGCUUCAGAAUGAAUUAUUGAAUGGGCUUCAUUUUGUCUAUGUUGUUAUUGAAAUAUGAUUGGUGUUUGUGUUGAAAACCCAUAUUUUUGUAAUGUGUAACUGUGUUCAUGUGCUUAAAUAUUUGAUUUUGAUUCUUCAUAGCUAUUUACACCAUAUGUUGUAAGGUAAAAGUCAACUUCAUUACAUGUAACGUUAAUGAUGAUAUUUUUGGGGGAAUAAGAUUUUUGAAUGUGCUGUUGUUAAGUAAUUCUGCUUUGAAUGUGCUGUUGAUAAGUACUAUUGAUUUGAAUGUGCUGUUGUUAAGUACUAUUGAUUUGAAUGUGCUGUUGUUAAGUACUAUUGAAUUUUGAAUGUGCUGUUGUUAAGUACUACAUAUUUGAAUGUGCUGUUGAUAAGUACUAUUGAUUUGAAUGUGCUGUUGAUAAGUAAUAUUGAAUUGAAUGCGCUGUUGUUACGUUCCUUUAUAGUUGUGCUUGUGUUAAAUACAGAUGAUUUAUUA